AUGACCUCACUUUGGCUGCUUCUCCUUCUUCUUCUUCACGCAGCUUCUGCGAGAAAGCUCACCAAGAAGGAAAAUGAGCAAUUGAAGAGAAUGUGCGGACUUGCAGAGUCACCAGAAGAUUUUUCGUCAACACGCAUGAGGCGCCGAGUCCCAGUCGAAGUUUCUGAAUAUCCCUUUGUUGUUUCAUUGCAUCGGAUUGUUCUUGGCGAGUGGGACGGAGAGACUCAAUAUAGGUACAGACGAAAACCAUCUUGCACCGGUGUGUUGAUUUCACCUCGUCACGUCCUGACGGCUGCACAUUGCGUGUGCUACCACUCUUCUAACUACGUCCAAGGGGUACCUCCAAGAUUAAAAGAACGCGGUGUUAUCAUUGAGAGCCGCAAUAUAAAUCCCGAAAUUUCAUCUAUAAUAGUUCACCCAGGAUAUAAUCCAACAGCUUCUUGUCCGCUUUCUUACGAUAUUGCUGUGAUAGAGCUGAAUGAGGAUGUGAAUGUUUAUCCUGUUUGUAUGCCCGAAGUGGAUUCUGUGAUUCUUAGACCAGACAGUGUAGAGUCCGUCGGAUACGGAAACGUAGAAAUGCAGUCAGUAUGGUACCAAGGUACUGCGUAUCGGGAUAGCAAACUUGGGACAAUCCAUGUCUACAGCAGUACGUCUAGUACCGUUUUUGGAGACAGCGGAGGUCCGCUUUUGCAGAACUUAAAGGGAAGAAAUUACGUUUUCGGAAUACUAUCUUGCGGCCAAAUUAAAAGGAUCGCGGGUUCAUAUGCAGGAAUGCAAAAGAAAAGAAAAGUUAGAGCCCGCUUCACGGAUGUACGAAGAUACCUACAAUGGAUUUGCAAGGAAACUGGAGUCUGUCCACUCUCUGGAACAAAUAGUCAUCAAAGGCAGCCAAUACCAUCGCCACCUCAGUCAGAUCUAUCUUUCGAAUUUUCGAUGAUGAUUUCGCCUUGGUUGCUUCUCCUUCUUCUCCUUCAUGAAACAUCUGCUGGAAGGCUCACUGAUGAGGAAAAUGAACUACGGAAGGAAAAAUGCAAGCCUGUUGACUCACAAGCGAAAACACGCUUCAAGAGGCGGCAACCAGUCGAAGCUUCUGAUUAUCCCUUUGCUGCUGCCCUCUCCUGGAUUGCUGUAGAUCAUAGCUACAUUGAUCAGUCGACAGGGAAGGCACCAGAAUCGCAUACGGAACCAAUGUGUAGCGGCGUGCUGAUUUCAACUAGACACAUCCUGACUGCUGCACAUUGCGUACACAUUGAUACCAAAGGAUCGUGUUCUCUAAAGUUACGCCCAGAGAGACGGCCAGUGGAAAGCAUCGGCUUUUCCCUUCAAAGCAACUGCACAGAAGCGAAAUGUUGGUAUGCAAGAAAUCCCUUUAAAUCUACGUCUGUAUUUGUUCACCCGGAAUACAAGACUUGCCAAGAUGAUGAAGAUUUUGCUGGUAUAAAUGCUGGUCAAAAUGACAUCGCAGUAGUUGAACUGAGAGAAAGCGUGAAUAAUGCGCCCAUUUGUAUGCCUGAGGUGGAUUUUGUAAUCUCUGAUCAAGAAGAAUUCGAGUCCAUUGGUUACGGGAGAGGGGAUGGUGAACAUGAAGGAAUACAGUCAGUAAGAUACGAUGUUGUAAAGGAAGGUGGAGAGGUUAUUCUCGCCUAUAACCUGACCUCGGAGAAAAAUGACGUCGUAGGUGGAGACAGUGGAGGCCCACUUAUUCGAAAAUUGAGAGGAAGAACUACCUUUUCGGGAUAG
Cylicocyclus nassatus is the source of this 1740-nucleotide messenger RNA. Lineage: Eukaryota; Metazoa; Nematoda; Chromadorea; Rhabditida; Strongylidae. The record is from the annotation of a GenBank genome assembly.